Messenger RNA from Andrographis paniculata, 1212 nucleotides. Its product is annotated as GDSL esterase/lipase At5g45960-like. The record is from RefSeq and is a predicted model, not a curated record. The transcript has 5 exons. Bases 52 to 1212 code for a protein of 386 amino acids. NCBI's taxonomy places the organism in Eukaryota, Viridiplantae, Streptophyta, Magnoliopsida, Lamiales, Acanthaceae. Gene Ontology annotation, molecular function: hydrolase activity, acting on ester bonds.
AUAUUCAUUCAUUUUCGCUCCUUGCGGUUUCCUUGAGCCAUUGUUGAAAUCAUGGCGGUGCUUAAUCUCUCGGCAGCAAUCGCCUGCUCUGAUCGGAGGAUUCCUAAUUUCUGCGCUCCGCCGCGGUGUUUCGUGUUUCCGAUGGUUCAUUUUGCUGUUUUUGUUGUUGUUCUUCACGCAUUGUGCUGCUUCUCCGGCGGCGGAGCUGCGAGGCCGUUCAACAAUUCGAUUUCGGCGAUUUUGGUCUUUGGCGACUCAACGGUUGAUUCAGGCAACAAUAAUUAUGUGGAGACGGUGUUCAGAAGCAAUUAUCCUCCCUACGGUAGAAGCUUCGCGAACGGCGUUCCGACGGGAAGGUUUUCCGAUGGUCGCCUAGUGACGGAUUUCAUCGCUUCGUAUACAGGAAUCAAAGAGUACGUGCCGCCGUAUUUGAAUCCGCGGCUGAGCACGGGGGAGCUGAUGACCGGAGUUAGUUUUGCCUCCGCCGGCUCUGGAUUUGAUCCUCUCACCGCUCAAUUGAGCAACGUGAUUCCUAUAGAAAAACAAGUCGAAUAUUUCAAAGAGUACAAACAAAAGGUGGCAGCCGCCGUGGGCAAAAAAAGAGCCCAAGCUCACAUCAACAAGGCAGUCUUUGUCGUCAGCGCCGGCACCAAUGACUUAGUCUUCGGCUACCCGGUCCGUCGCCAAACCUACAACGUCGCCGCCUACCUCAACUUCUUGCUGCAAAACACGCGCCGCCUCAUUCAGGAGUUGAGCGACGAGGGAGCCCGGUUUAUAGCAGUGGUAAGCCUGCCGCCGAUCGGCUGCUUACCCCUCGUAAUAACGUUUACCAACAUCGACUUCUUAGGCAACCGGCAUUGCAAUGGAGCUCUUUCCACCAUUGCCACGGAUUACAAUCUCAAGCUUCGGAACAUGUUGGCAUCUCUGCAAAACGCCGCUGCAUCUGUACUGAUAUACGCAGAUAUAUACACAUCGCUCAAUGACCUAAUCCAACAAGCCUCCCGGUUCGGGUUUGAUUCCGCAAACGCUGGUUGCUGUGGGACUGGAUUGGUCGAAGCAUCCAUACUGUGUAAUCCGGUAACGCCUGUCUGUCUUAAUCCCUCAAAGUAUGUGUUCUUCGACUCUGUGCACCCGACACAAGAAACCUACAAGCACCUGUUUGACUCCCUGCGCCCAACCAUCGACAAUGCCAUCAAGAAGUAUCACCUCUAA